Molecule: messenger RNA, 1452 nt
Organism: Monomorium pharaonis (pharaoh ant)
Lineage: Eukaryota; Metazoa; Arthropoda; Insecta; Hymenoptera; Formicidae
Gene: Dnaaf3
Product: dynein assembly factor 3, axonemal
Exons: 6
Coding region: 28-1344 (438 amino acids)
Biological process (GO): motile cilium assembly; axonemal dynein complex assembly
Source: RefSeq, a predicted model, not a curated record
CGUAAACUUAUCAGCAAAUUUUAAAACAUGUGGUGGGGAUACAGUCAACCACUAGAUUUACAAGCUGAAGCUACAAGGAGAGAAGAUCAUAUUUUAAGCAAUCUCGAAGUAUUGAUUGUAGGUUCUGGUGAUGCACGGCAUAUCGUGAAGACAUUAGCUUCAUCUUACACACAUCCUGAUCGAACUAUCACAUAUCACGUUAUUGAAUCAAAUUUGGAGCAAGUUGCUAGAUCGAUACUCUUAUUAAGUCUUUGUUUAGACAAAGAUUUAGGAUUACAGGAGGCGACACGAUAUUACUUGGAGAUUUUAGGUAACACUCUUUUGAGACCAGCUACAGCUAAAUAUUUAGUGAAAUGCGCCAAACAAUUGAUCGACAUUCCGACUCAAACCGUAGACUGUCCGUGGUUAAUAUUAGAAAAAUUUAAGCAUAAAGAUAGAGAUAAUUUGGAAAGUAUUUUUAAAUUCUGGGUGCGCGCAACGCGCGAGGGAGUUCCUAUCGUGAAUUAUUGGGAUCGCAGAAUCAGGAAAUUGUUAAAAACAAGAUAUGAUUAUAGAGAAGGCGUUUUCGAUUGGGACUAUUACAUGGUUUUAAAACCUAGAUGUAUCACUAAUCUUACUUUACAAGAAUAUAGAUUUUGGAGAAACAAUGGAGUAGCCUUUACAUGGUUCGAGGGUGAACCAAUCAGAAGCAAUCCGACUUUGUUAAAUAAUAUAAUUCAAUGUGGACCUGGUUUUAUACAUUACGCUUACUUGGGAGACAUUGUAAACGGUCCCUUUUUUACAUGGGCUACUGUUGAAAAAAACGAAGACAAGCUUAGAGCAACUGAUAUUGCUGAACGUGAAGUAAUGCGAGCUAUUCAUGAAAUAAAAUCGAAAGAACCGCUCUGUGAGGAUCACGUUGGUGCUCACAGAGAUCCUUCAAUUUUAAAUGGUAUUAUAGUGAGUGAAAUGCCAGACAUUGAAAUGGAAAAUGAAUCUUGGAUCGAUACCAGAGACUCUAAACAGGAUAAAAAAAUUUCUUGGAUGGAAAUACCAAAACACAAGAUAAUUUUUCAUCCUGUAACAUCACUGGAGUCUCUCAAAUCAAAAUGUGAAUACGUAAAUAGAUUUCAUCUGAUUUGGGUGGCGCAUAAUAUGACAAAACAAUUAACAAACUUGACACCAUUGGCAUCUACUGGUACACCAGUGAUUGUGGAAUUGCGUAAACAUAUGGCGGAUUUUCGUAAAGAGGAUCUGCAAAAUUUUACCAAAGAAUUAAAAGAAAUCGCGCAGAAGAAUGGACUUCGAUCGCUCUAUGACUUUGAUUCUAAUGAACAUACUCUUGCUCGUUUCUGCAAGGAUUAAGUUAAAUAUAUUGUAUAUCUUAAUAAAGUUAAAUACUAUAAUAUAUCUGUAAAUAUAUAUCACUUAUGCAGUAAUAAACUGAAAUAAAGUUUAUUGAUAGUCAAAAAA